Molecule: messenger RNA, 510 nt
Organism: Lytechinus variegatus (green sea urchin)
Lineage: Eukaryota; Metazoa; Echinodermata; Echinoidea; Temnopleuroida; Toxopneustidae
Exons: 2
Coding region: 4-510 (168 amino acids)
Source: RefSeq, a predicted model, not a curated record
AGAAUGCUGUCACCUCAGGAGCAUUUAGAGGGCAUUCAUCAGCAGUUUAUAGCAUCCCAACAAAGGAAAUGGGGUCGAGGAGUGACAACGUCAAAGAUAGCGAAGGAUGCACCUAGAACACCUAAAGACACACAAGGUGGAAUUAGGAGGAUGACAAAGAGAAGACGUCCAAAGCACAAGCCCUUGAAGAAGUCCCCUCCAAUCCUCAACAGUCUCAAGAAACGUUCGCCAAUCAUCCACCUGCCUCCAGCCCUCCACACCCCUUCCCGACCCCAGAAGCGCAUCAAGCUUGCCUCUACCGAGCCCCACCAGGACCAAGUCGUGCCCCUGUCGUCUAUCCUGCACCCCAACUUAACGAUUCCCUACCCAUCAAGCAGGGGGGCAGGAUCGGGGUGCAGCAGGGUGGGGACACAGAUGGUUCCUGUUAGUCCCCGUGGCCAUCAGGAGGAUAUUCAACAGGAGAAUAUGUAUACUGAUGAGAAUGACGGUAAGAUCCAUUGCAAACGAUAG